Messenger RNA from Austrofundulus limnaeus, 498 nucleotides. RefSeq names its product type I inositol 3,4-bisphosphate 4-phosphatase. The record is from RefSeq and is a predicted model, not a curated record. Gene Ontology annotation, cellular component: cytoplasm. Gene Ontology annotation, molecular function: phosphatidylinositol-3,4-bisphosphate 4-phosphatase activity. NCBI's taxonomy places the organism in Eukaryota, Metazoa, Chordata, Actinopteri, Cyprinodontiformes, Rivulidae.
UGUCUGUAAAAGCUUUUAUUUUGACAUGAAAGCAGUUCAGAGAGAUGGCAGAGCUCUAUUUUAAGGCAGACACAAAGCCUGAUGGUUGUUUUUACUACAUUUGACUCCAGUCUGCUGUGUUUUAUGUGUUUGUCUCUGUCUCCUGUGGCUCUGCUGAUCUUGCAUGUUGCACCUCCGUCCCCUCUUCCAGAUGGAAGCUCCGGUGUUGAGGAGGCGUACCCAGGUUUGGAGACACAUCGCUGCAGGAAAUUAUCAACACAGAGAGUCUUUCCAGGCUAAACUCGUAUUACGAACAGUUCAAAGAAGUCCUGCCUGAGGACUGUCUCCCGAGGUCUCGCUCCCAGAAUUGUCUUCCCCAGUGCUGCUGAGGUUUCUGGGCCAGAACGUCAACGCCAGGAAGAACAAGAACGUGGACAUCCUCUGGCAGGCUGCCGAGAUCUGCCGCCGGCUGAACGGCGUGCGCCUCACCAGCUGUAAGAGCGCCAAAGACCGCACCGC